AUGGGCAAGUUCGUCGAGCAAUUCAGUGAGAUGGCGCAAAACGUUCAAGGAGCGAAGAAAAGUAAAAGUAUGUUUAAGGCUGGAAAAGAGUUGAAAGUAGCAGAAGAUGGGGAAUUACAUUUCUUAUCAUACUUCUUGAUGCGAUUUUGUAGUGAUCAACUACCGACUCUAGCAGUGCCUAAUACAACUCGCCGGGCCAUUGGUGAACGAGAGCAUUCUGUUUAA
Messenger RNA from Botrytis byssoidea, 225 nucleotides. RefSeq lists its product as uncharacterized. Bases 1 to 225 code for a protein of 74 amino acids. The record is from RefSeq and is a predicted model, not a curated record. Lineage: Eukaryota; Fungi; Ascomycota; Leotiomycetes; Helotiales; Sclerotiniaceae. The transcript has 3 exons.